UCCCCCUCCUGCUGCUGUUCAGCCCCGAGGAGCGCUGGGCCGGGCGGGCCGCCCAGCCGGGCUGGCGGCGGCUGCGGCGGCGGGGGGAAGAGGAAAAUGGCGGCGCCGCUGCUGUCCCUCUCGGAGGGGGAGGGCGCCCGGGCGCGGCGGCGGGAGCAGCUGCGGGCCUGGGCUGAGGCCGAAGCGGCGGCGCCUUCCUUGGGGCCGGCCCCGCCUCCCGCCGGCUCCUCUCUGCCUUCUUCCCCGGCGGCUGCGGCAGCCAUGGGCUCCGGUGGCCGCCCCUCCCGAGCCGUCCGCUUCGACGCGGCCGCCGAGUUCCUGGCCUGCUGCGCCGGGGCUGAGCUGGAGGCGGCGCGGGAGAUGCUGAGCGCCGACCCGGGAGCCGUCAAUGGGACCAACGCGGACGGCAUCAGCGCUCUCCACCAGGCCUGCAUUGACGAGAACAUGGAGGUGGUUGAAUUCCUGGUGGCGAACGGAGCCGAUGUGAACCAGGCAGACAACGAGGGCUGGACUCCACUGCACGUUGCUGCUUCCUGUGGCUACAUUGAAAUUGCACAAUACCUCUUGGACCAUGGUGCCAAUAUCGCCGCAGUGAACAGCGAUGGGGAUGUGCCGUUGGAUAUUGCCGAGGCCGACAACAUGGAGGCCUUACUGCGUUUGGAGAUUGCAAAGAGAGGAGUAGACAUUGAAGUAGCCAAACGGGAGGAGGAGGAAGUGAUGUUGCGGGAUGCGCGCCAGUGGCUGAACGCUAGCAAAAUAGCUGAUGAGCCCCACCCCAAAACCGGGGCCACCGCUCUGCACGUGGCAGCUGCCAAGGGCUACGUUGAGGUCAUGAGACUGCUCUUGCAGGCCGGCUACGACCCCAACGUGCAGGACAAGGACGGCUGGACUCCCCUGCAUGCGGCAGCCCACUGGGGAGUGGAGGAGGCCUGCCGCCUCCUGGCAGAACACUUCUGUGACAUGGAGGCUCUCAACAACGUGGGCCAGCGUCCCUGUGACCUUGCAGAUGAGGAUACUUUGGCUCUGCUGGAGGAGCUGCAGCGUAAGCAGAACGAUCUACGGAGCAAGAAGGAAGCGCACCUGAGGCAGGCUGUUAUCGAUACCUGCUUGGAACAGCCCCCUUCGUAUACAAGCAAGCACCGAAGGAGUUCUGUAUGUCGCAUGAGCAGCAAAGAAAAGAUCUCCGUCCAGGACCAAUCGAAGGAGCGCAAGACUUUGGGCACCAUCGCCGUAGGUGAGGAGGAGACCAGUUCGGCCUCGGAUGGGGAGGAGGCUUCAAAUUCCAGAGAGGCAAAGCCCAGCCUCCCGGCAGAAAGCAGCACAGUGAAUGGAGUCUCUGUGUCCCCUGUCAGUCCCGUCCCUCCCAGCCCUGCUACGCAGAAGUUCUCUGGAGGCUGCAGCCGCACAAUGGAGCCAGAGGACUCCCAAGCCCCCGCGGCCUGGAGGCAGAGUCUGCGCAAGACCAGCAGCUUUGGGGUGCUGCAGGAUGCCAGGCUAGAGGAUGGGGCAGCCAAGGAGGGCAGCGGCAUCAAGAGGUCGGCAUCCAGCCCUCGGCUGGACACAGAAGAAAAGCAAGACAUCCGGGAACUCUUACAGAAGUGGAACAAGAAUCCCAUUGGCCCAGGGUUAGCCAAUAGGAGUGCAGCUUCUGAGCCAGCUGGUGACCCGAGCAAAGAACCACGUCUGGCCCGGGUGACACCAACCCCCACUCGGAGGAUCUUUGCCCUCCCAGACACGGAGCCCCAUCGGGACCCACGGCGAGCAAACUUAGAAGGUGGCCUUCAGAUGAAGAUAGAUAUCGCCCUUGCCCCACACCUGUCCCCCUCCUCCACGGCCACCAGCUCUAGCACGGAUCCCCGGGACCGCCGAAGGUCCUACCAGACGCCCGUGCGGGAUGAGGAGUCGGAGUCCCAAAGGAAGGCCCGUUCCAGGCUCAUGAGGCAGUCUAGGCGUUCCACCCAGGGUGUUACUCUCACCGAUCUAAAGGAGGCUGAGAAGACCAUGGGCCGGGCUGGGGACUCCAAAGCAGCCUCGGAGCAGAGAAGCAAAGAGGAUGAGAAAUUUGAAAAAGAUGGAGAGCAGCAGCCCCAAGAGGUGAUGGAUGCAUCUAGGAGAUUUCGGCAUCCCAGUUCAGACAGCGCUUCGGUUUAUACUGUGAAUCCAUUGGUGGUGAAUUCGCAGCCCAGAAAAGGCUCGGAACCUUACGAGAUGAGCUCAGAGGCGGACUCAGAUCUCCGGAACCGGUUAGCUAUCCGGGACCGCAGGAAAGGCCGGCGGGAGAGACGCAUCAGCGGGCUGGGGGGAAACUCUGAGGGUGAAGAUGAAGAAGAUGUUGAGCAAGUCAACAAUGAAGAUCCAUCAGGACAUGGCAGUGAACACACAAACAGCGUCUUGCCGAACCGGACAACUCCCUGCCAGAGAAGAAACAGUGCAUCGGGCUGCAAAGAGGAACCCGAUACCUAUUACAAAAAACUGUAUGAAGACCUCUCGAUCGAAAACGAGAAACUGAAGGAGCAGCUGCAGGAGGCACAGCUGCAGUUGACCCAAGUCAAGCUGGAGCUGGAAAGAGCGACCCAGAGGCAGGAGCGUUUUGCUGAGCGGCCAGCUCUCCUGGAGCUGGAGAGAUUUGAACGCCGAGCCCUGGAGAGGAAAGCCGCAGAGCUGGAGGAAGAGUUGAAGGCUCUUUCAGAUCUGAAGGCGGACAACCAGCGUCUCAAAGACGAAAACGCUGCUCUGAUCCGUGUCAUCAGCAAGCUCUCCAAGUGACCGCCGCUGCAGCCCCCAGAUUCUGCCACGAAGCCGGGGCCUUACUUCCCAGUCCACCCUUUAGGCCAACCAGAUUUUCAUCAGGGACAGGAAAAAGACAACGAGGAUAAUGGGGCAGCCAGCUUCCUGCGCCAACACCCAAACACUCCAAAUGACAGCUGUUACAAGCCCCAGCCAAUCAGACACCAUUCUUCUCCAUACAGGGCCAAGUUUGUCAACAGAAGUGAUGCCUCAACCUCCCCUCUCUCCUCCACCCUUUCCUUCUUCCUCCUGUCUUUCUUUUUCCUUCUCAGAGACAGUAUUUAUUUUGUGGCUUCCUUAAAGUGACGCUCCUUGCUUGCUUUUUUAUUAUUUUAAUGCACAAGGGGAGUGGUAUGAUAGGAGCCAGUAUUCCUGGGCGUUCAGAUGAGCAGACCAGGCCACAGUGCAGUUUUCCUGACUAGGGAGGAGAGACCAGUGAGAUUUAAGGAUUUUAAGAUUUGGAAGCAAAAUGUGGUUGUGGGGAGAGAAGGGUUAACCGUUUCCCUUCUUUAAAGAAGGGCCCCAGAGACAGGUACUGUUUACAGCGCUGCCCUCUAGGGGUAGUGUCGGACUCAGCAGCCUAAGGACAGAUGCAUCCCCACACUUUGCUGAGGUGCCCCCUGACAAAACCCGCUGCAUUUUCACAGCACGUGAUGGGAGGCGGCACCCAGGAGCCAGUUUUUAUGGAGCUUAGGUUGGCGGCCAGCCUGGGAAUUAGGAAACAGAGCAGAUGGUUUGAAAGUGAUCAGGCAACAGCCCCUGGCAGCAGCCCAGGAGGGGCGGCAUAUGUGUGAGAGAACAACCUGACAGGCCAGGCAGUGCCCUGAAUGGUUUGGUGGUUGGCUUGUAAGUGAUCCUGUGUAACAAGGGAGCGAACCCUGGAUGCCAAACUGGUUUGCCAUGGUCGCCUGCCAAGGCAGGUGAGGGGUUAUCUGUGAAGGGCUGUGACUAUACGAACAGCUCUGGAGAUAGAAGUGCCAUAAUUGGGGGGAAGGGGGGGUUGCAAAAGUUUGGCUAUGUCAGCUCAUUUCCCUGCCUUUUGAAGCCAGUAAAGGGGGGGGGGAGAGGAACUUCUGUUCCUGUUUACGUUUCCCUCAGCAUCUUGGGAUUCGGAUAUGAAUCCUGUCUCUUCCCAAAAUCUGAUGUGUCCAAAGCUUAGUCCUGCCUCCAAGGUCUCUUUUGGCUUAACCUGAGGUUGAGACCAGACCCAGGGGUGCACUUUUCAUGCCGCUCCUACUUUCUGUCCACAGCCUAAUGCCAUCACCCAACACAGUCCUAAGAUUCCUUGGGCAUCUACGGAGAGAGAGAGAGUGCACGCCAAGGCCCCACUGCCAGGGUUGCCACUCCACUGCAGCUUCUGACGCUCCUCCUCCUCCCAAGAGCCGCUUCUUGACCACUCCCACCCAGUCCCCUGGGUCCCUCCGCUUCCCUCGAGGGCUUCUAGCUUUUGUGGCUCUCCUCCUACGUUCCUCUUCCUGCACGCACACAAUCAGCUAUUUUCCAUGUUGAAACUGAGGGCUAGAAGUACUUCCAAGAGAAACUGAGGGCUACAAGUAAAUUCCAUGAGAAACGGGUCCAAAGUACUACCCUGAAAAUCCUGUGUGUGUUAAUUUUUUUUUCCUGCGCUAUCGUGAGCCAAGAUUCCUCUGCCAAAAAAAAAAAAGAAUACUUCCUCCCUCCCCAUUUCUUGUUCGUGCCCUUCUCCCUCCCCUUUCUUUCCUCCACUCAUCCCAGUUGGUGAACAACUCUCCCCCGCCUCCCCAAACAUAUCUGUACAUAACAGAAGUAUUUUCUAUAUGGCUGCAUCGCCACAAAAACGAGAAGAAAAAUGCAGAAAAAACUUAAAUGUGCAAUAUCGCAUGAGUAUUUUUUUCCAAAGAAGUCUCUAUAUUGUACUUGUUUAUUCAGCAGCUCAGCUGCACUUGUUUUAAAGAACAGGGAAUUGAAAUUACCGUGUUUGAAUAUAAUUAAAAAAUAUUUAAAAA
Heteronotia binoei (common prickly gecko) is the source of this 4772-nucleotide messenger RNA. It is a transcript of the gene PPP1R12C, whose product is annotated as protein phosphatase 1 regulatory subunit 12C. Gene Ontology annotation, molecular function: enzyme inhibitor activity; protein kinase binding; phosphatase regulator activity. The coding region runs from base 97 to 2766 and encodes 889 amino acids. Gene Ontology annotation, biological process: signal transduction. The record is from RefSeq and is a predicted model, not a curated record. The transcript is spliced from 23 exons. Gene Ontology annotation, cellular component: cytoplasm. NCBI's taxonomy places the organism in Eukaryota, Metazoa, Chordata, Lepidosauria, Squamata, Gekkonidae.